Cheilinus undulatus (humphead wrasse) is the source of this 3245-nucleotide messenger RNA. It is a transcript of the gene runx1, whose product is annotated as RUNX family transcription factor 1. Gene Ontology annotation, cellular component: nucleus. Bases 499 to 1947 code for a protein of 482 amino acids. Lineage: Eukaryota; Metazoa; Chordata; Actinopteri; Labriformes; Labridae. Gene Ontology annotation, biological process: neuron differentiation; regulation of transcription by RNA polymerase II; regulation of cell differentiation. The record is from RefSeq and is a predicted model, not a curated record. The transcript is spliced from 8 exons. Gene Ontology annotation, molecular function: RNA polymerase II cis-regulatory region sequence-specific DNA binding; DNA-binding transcription factor activity, RNA polymerase II-specific; ATP binding.
GAGAGAGGGAGACGUAUCCUCCUGUUUAAACCUUUUUAUUCGGUAUCAACGCGAGAAUUUAACGAGAUUUAAAGUCAAAUAGGCUGAGUUGAUUCCGGUUUUGUUCGUGUUUCGUUCCACUUUAGUGUGUUUGUAAGACAAACCCCAUCUGGGAAGUGACAGACGGAGCUUUACAGACUUUACAAAAGCAUCUGGAAGAGUCAGAGUGGCCUUUUCUGGAAGAAGAAGGCAACAAAACUAUAAAAGUUUCUGCUUAAAGCGUUGGAAAUCUGCUUUGGACUCUGUCUGGUUCCGGACUUUUACGCACGAAGGUUGAACUCCAGCGCGUGAGGACGGGACGCUGCGCCGCGACAGUGAGCGAGACUUUAAGGACAAAAAGGAGACGAGAACAAACACAGAAAAAUAAAGAGAGAAGAGGCUUUAUUAGAAGACUGAACCGGGAGGUUUACAGUGAAGAUCGGGGAAGUUGAGUGUCUGUGGGCGCACUGUGGCGCACAAAUGGUGUUUCUGUGGGACGCCAAAUACGACCCAGCCCCUGGCCGGCGUUACACUCCCCCCUCCACCACCCUCGCCUCAGGGGGGAAGAUGGCCGAGGCCCUGCCGCUGGGCGCCCAGGAGGCCGGAGGCGGGGCCGCUCUGGUGGGCAAGCUCCGCAUGGCUGACCGCGGCAUGGUGGAGGUGAUCUCGGAUCAUCCAGGUGAGCUGAUUAAGACCGACAGUCCCAACUUCCUGUGCUCGGUGCUGCCCACUCACUGGAGAUGUAACAAGACGCUGCCAAUCGCCUUUAAGGUGGUUGCCCUUGGCGACAUCCCUGAUGGCACCCUGGUGACGGUAAUGGCAGGAAACGAUGAGAACUACUCAGCUGAGCUUCGAAACGCCACGGCUGCCAUCAAGAACCAAGUGGCCCGAUUCAACGACCUACGCUUUGUCGGCCGCAGUGGGAGAGGAAAGAGUUUCACUCUGACCAUCACAGUGUUCACCAACCCUCCUCAGGUGGCCACGUACCAGAGAGCAAUCAAAAUCACAGUGGACGGUCCCAGAGAGCCACGACGUCAUCGUCAGAAGAUGGAUGAGGUCAAACCGGGCACUUUGGCGUUCUCAGAGAGGCUUACAGAGCUGGAGCACCUGAGGCGGAGCACCAUGAGGGUGACGCCUCCUCACCACCACCAUCACCAACCUUCGGCAAAUACUCGCCAAUCUGCGGCGCUCAACUCCGCCACCUUCUCCAGCCCGACGCACUCCCAGAUAACAGCUGAUUCCAGACAGAUGCAGUCGUCUCCAUCCUGGUCAUAUGACCAGUCAUACCCAUACCUUGGCCAGAUAACCACGCCCACUGUCCACACAGCCAAUCCUUUAUCGCCUGGUCGUUCUUCACUCAGUGACCUCUCUUCACGACUCACAGGUCCCGACCUCACUGCCUUUGGUGACCCCAGAAUGACCUUAGAGCGACCUUUCACCUCCCUCCCUUCCUUGCCUGACUCCCGCUUCACUGACCCGCGUGUCCACUAUCCUCCAACAGCCGCUGCCUUCACUUACACACCUUCACACAACCCCGUCUCUAAUGGCGCCCUUGGCAUCACUAUGGCAACAGCAAUGGCUACCACUCCAGCAGGAAGGUACACAUAUCUCCCUCCUCCCUACCCAGCGAACACCCCCCACCAGGCGCAGAACGGCCCCUUCCAGUCCACCUCCUCGCCGUACCACUUGUACUACUCCACCGCUGCCGGGUCAUACCAGUUCUCCAUGAUGGCGGGCGGAGGGGGCAGCGGGGACUCGCGUUCUCCGCCAAGGAUCCUGCCGCCGUGCACAAACGCCUCCACAGGCUCCUCCCUCCUGAAUCCCUCUCUGCCCAAUCAGAAUGAAGGAGUAGGAGUUGAGGUGGAGUCCAGCCACAGUAGCUCGCCGACAAACAUGGCGGUGGCUGAAGCUGUGUGGAGACCUUACUGAAAAUGCCAGAAGACAGGAAGGAGUACUCAUUUAGAGCGUCUAACUGGUCAAGUGAUGACAGAUAUCACCAAUAAUGAAACCAAAAAAACAAUCCAACAACAAAUGGCCACAAAUAUACAGCAGGGACUACUUUUAUCAGCAGAUGAAUCCAAAUUUGGUGCUUUUGUGAGCAUAUUUAGCAUUUUCCUGAGUGUAUGAAGGAGAGAUUUAAAUUGAAACAACUGCAUCUGUAUUAAUGGCAAUGGAUCCCCCUGCCCCUCCAUGAACCUUCAUGGAAAGCAUUACGUUCCUUCCUUUCCUGUGCCUACAAAGAAAGACUGAGGCAGGGAGAGAAGCAGCAAAAAACCAGAGCAGAGCAGGCUUCAACCACAACAGAAUGACACUGAUUAAAUCAGAUGUAGCAUAAUGGAGGUGCUGGGGUGGAGAAGGGUUGCAAAAGCAGGUUGCAGAGGGAACAGCACAGAGUAGGCAGCCAGAGCAGCUAAUAUGGCUCCAAGUUGGCAACAAUAUUGCCUGUCACCAAUCGACCUCCAAGGUUAAACUGCAACUAAAGGAGUCCUCUUGCUUGUCAUCUAUGGUUACUGUUUUGGAAAAGGUACUGCAUGUCAUCACUUGAUCAGGAGCCUUAUGUGAGUGCACCCAGUUUAAAAUGAUCUACCAACAAUGAUGGACAGGCGUAUCAGCCUUUGGACUAUUGAGAAGAGCUUUUAUGAAAUGAAGGAACAGACUGUGGACAGAUAAUCAAACAGAAGCAGGGUAAUAUUUUGGUUUUACACUGACAAAGUGCAUGCAGCAGCACUGGACUGAUCUCCAAUCUUUGUAAAAUAACUUCCUUGUUCACAUUGUUGGUGUUGUGAAUAGACUUGCUCAUGCCAAAUAUUGUGCCGGCCUGUUUGUGUUCCACCUUCCAUGGCUGUACCACUCAUUUUCCUGGGAGACUUUGAGGAAAAACUGAUCCCGUUUGAACAUUUUUGUGGUUGUAUUUGCGUCUUCAUGAAGAUAAACGAAUUGAAAGGCUGUCCUCUAUUAUUCUGAUUCAAAGUUUCUUUGUGUUGGAUUUGUUUUCUAUUUUUACAGCAUGGCAUUUUGUUAAUUUAUUCCUAAAAAAAAAACAGUUUGGUAGCAUUUCAUGUGUGUAUAAGUGUGUGUUUGUGUGUGAGAGAGACAUUCAGUGUGUGUACUGUGUAUAAAAAUGGCCGUACCUGUGCUUGAUUACAUUUUCAUUCACCUUUUCCUCUCUCUCUCCCUCACUCACACACGCAGGAGUUUACUGGUGCACAUUUGGUUUUCAUUUCUAU